Messenger RNA from Prorocentrum cordatum, 1440 nucleotides. The record is from the annotation of a GenBank genome assembly. Lineage: Eukaryota; Dinophyceae; Prorocentrales; Prorocentraceae.
CCCUCCCUCCCCUCCCCAUCCCCACGAUGGCGCCACCGCUGCCGCCAGGGACGCCUCCGCUGCCGGGAGGAGCCGCGAUCGCCCCUGGCCGCGCCGCGGGCUUGCAGGGCGCUGUCGCUCCUCAGGCCGGCGGCCGGGAGUUGGUGUGCCCGUUGCAGUUGACGGCGCGCUCCAGCAGCUCGACGCUGGAGACGCCGCGCACGGCCACAGCCAGGUCGCUGGGCGAGAAGGAGACCGCGACCGGGAGCAGGCAGCCCUCAGCGGCACGGGCAGGACGAGCCCGCCUCGCGCGAGCAUGCGACAGCCGCCGGCCGCUCGACGCUGCGCGCCCCGAGCGGCGACGGAGGCGGUGCGGCUCGCGCUGCUCGACGAGCGGCCGCGGGAGCCCCGCGAGCGCGGCGCCGAGCAGCCGCUGGCGGGGCGCGGCAGCGCCGCGGCGAGCCCAAAGUGCAGCGCCCGCAGCGCGGGGCCGUCGACGGAGGCGGCAUGGUCCACCACGCCCCCGUCGCAGUGCGACUCGCCAACCUCGGCGCGGAGCCAGCGGCCAGACUCUGGCCGCGGCGGCUGCGGCGCGGACGACGCCGCCGAGGCGAGCGCGCCGCCCCAGCGCCAGCGCGCAUGGACCGUGGGCGGCGCCGAGGGCCUGCAGCACUCAGCCGACCCCUCCAGGUUCCACCUGGACCUGCAGAAGCGGCUGGAGGUCAUCCGGUUCGUCACCAUGAGGGAGAACCAGAAGCUGAAGGACGCCGUCCAGCAGGUGCGCGAGCAGAUCGCCCGCAGGGGCCUCGAGCUCGGCUGCGACCCCCACGCCGGCAGACCGCCGCCGCCCCCGCCGGCGAGCACCCCGCCGCCGCGGUGGCCCCAGCGGGUGCACUGGCGCGUGGACGGCGCCGCCCUGUCCUCCGGGGCGCCGCCGCCGCGCCACGGCCUCGCGCUGCCCGGGUGCCCCGGCGUCUCGCUCGAGCUCGCGCUCGAGCCGGCCCCGGGCGCUGCGCAGCGGGGCGCCGCCGGCGCCUCCUCCAGCAGCGCGCCCCGCGCCGCUCCUGGGCGACGGCGGGAGGAGACGCCGAAGCGGACGAAUUGGGGGACGGGCACUGCGGAUGCCGCUUGGUGCUCAGCGUGGCGGGCCCGCCGACCUGCGAAUCCCAGCAGGGAGGGAUCCCCCAGGACCUCUUGGUAGCCCUCCGCGUCGAGGUCGUGGGGCCCAGCGGGGCGCCCGCCCCGCUGCUCCGAGGGGGCGCCACCGCCUCCGCGGCCAUUCCACUGUGCAGCGGGCAGGACGACGCAGAGGACGGAGGCGGACGCCGCCGCGCGCAGGCGACCUGCGCCGCCGCCUGGAGCCGCGCCGCCGCCGUGGAGGCGGUGCUGUGCCACGCCGAGGUGGCGCCCGCUGGCGCCGCGGCCUCGGCCGGGCCCGGCACGCCCCCGCGGCGCUCCGCG